AUGGCUGCUGAGUUAGCAAAUAAGCAGAAGAUUAUUCAUUUGAAUUCCACUCCCACUUAAUAUUGUGAUCUUGCUAAUAACAACAAUCCUGGUCCUUUUAAGAAAGUAAAUAAUUCUUUAAUAAAAGCUUUACCAAUUUGCAAAGAUAAAAAUCCCACGUGGCAAGGAGACAAAGAUAGGUUUAUUGCACCAGACAACUAUGGAAAUAGGUCAGAUACAUGUUUUCUGGAAAUUCUUGAUGGCUGUCACAGUGUGACAGCUGCAGAAACAGUUGUAGCAGAGCUUCCACUUUUAUUUGUUGAUCAGCUUUCUCAAAUAGGUUCCUCCUACAAAAAUAAGAAGGACAAAGUGCAGAUUGUAGGGUUUUUUUCCACAGUAAUUAAGGCAGAUUACAAGGAAAAAGAGGAGAUAUUCUCUGACAAGCCAGGCAAUGAGGAGACCAAGAUGAUGACCAGUCCUUACAAAUGGAUUCACAAAGAAUCCAAGUCCUUUAGGAGAAUGCAGAGAUUUUUACAACUGGGAAGAAAUCAGGUUUCCAAAGCUCACUGGAGUGGCUGUUCAGUGGUUACCUGUUUGGUGGAAAGCAUUCCCAGCAAAGAGACAGAUGGCACUGAGGUAGAAGAAAGAAAACAUUGUGAAAAUAACACACAUAGUCCAUUAGGCAGAAGGGCCAAAGGUGUUCCUGGACCACUUCAUAUUUCAGUUUUAGAUGAUGUAUAUGCAGUCUUAUGUAAAAAUGGAAGGAGUCACUGCCUCUCAAAAGAGCACAGCACUCAUGAGAGAACACUUCAGAACGGUGGAAACACCAGCACUAAUACACCAGAUGGAUUAGUAGAGGGAUACCUGAGAACUACAAGGGUUCCUGGACAUCACAGAGAUGCAACAAAAAGAACAUCUGUUAUACCUGUAACUCAUAUCUGUACCUAUCAGUUUCUUAUUUUGGCUUCUAAAGGGUUUUGGGAGGUUUUGUAUUACAAUGAAGUACUGGCACCACCUCUAACAACAUCCACUCCUUAUUUGAGAAUGCAUGAAUGGUGUUCAACGAAACAGGACUUCUCUGUGUGUCAGUAUUCAAUGUCCCUCACUGAAGACAACCUAAAUGACUCAAAUGCUAUUAAUAAUCUGCAAGAUGGAAUACAGAUAUUGUAUUCCAAUAAAGAUAUUUUCCACAGUGACUCAAAGAAAAACAUGCCAGCUAAUUGUGACUCAAGCCCACAGCUGGCAGAAAAAAUGGACUUCAAUGUAUUUUGUGACAAACCUUUGAAAAAGACAAAAAUGCACCCAUCCAAUUGCAAAUCAUCAGCUGCAGGAAGAGGCACAGACAGCUCUGAGACCUACAACAAUGCAACAAGCUACGUUAGGGAAAAACUGGCAAAAACUGCAUUAGCUUCAGGUUCAAGAGAUAAUAUUACUGUUUUGAUUGUAUUUCUAUAUGGAUGUGAUAAGAUACCCAAUUACCUCAACAUUUAAAAAUAGCUGAAGUGCCAGAGUAUAUAUAAGACAGGCUUAUAUUUAGCUGUGUCAUGAAUUUACUUGUAAUCAUCUUAAAUGCUGACCCAUUCAGUAAAUCAGACAUCAUGUCUGGAACUGCCAU
Messenger RNA from Lepidothrix coronata (blue-crowned manakin), 1594 nucleotides. RefSeq names its product protein phosphatase 2C like domain containing 1 (gene PP2D1). Lineage: Eukaryota; Metazoa; Chordata; Aves; Passeriformes; Pipridae. The record is from RefSeq and is a predicted model, not a curated record. Gene Ontology annotation, molecular function: protein serine/threonine phosphatase activity. Gene Ontology annotation, biological process: protein dephosphorylation.